Pelobates fuscus (common spadefoot toad) is the source of this 2521-nucleotide messenger RNA. RefSeq names its product TIA1 cytotoxic granule associated RNA binding protein (gene TIA1). The transcript is spliced from 13 exons. Gene Ontology annotation, molecular function: RNA binding. The coding region runs from base 232 to 1401 and encodes 389 amino acids. NCBI's taxonomy places the organism in Eukaryota, Metazoa, Chordata, Amphibia, Anura, Pelobatidae. The record is from RefSeq and is a predicted model, not a curated record.
CUGUCCUCGGCCGCCGCCAUCUUGUGGUGACGGUUCCUUUCGCAUUGUUCUAGGCCGGGCGGUGGGAGCCGGCGGAGUGAGACCGAUACGGAGAAGGAAAAGCAGCAGCGAUCAGCGCCCAGUGCCAGGCCGCCUCGACCCCCUCCUCAGCCCCCGGGGUUAUCGCCUCACAGACCUUAACCUGUACCGGGUAUCCCGCCGGUCCCUUAGGACACCGCGGGGCCCGGAGCCAUGGAGGAGGAGCUGCCCAGGACCCUGUAUGUGGGGAAUCUGUCUAGGGAUGUGACAGAGGCACUGAUUCUUCAGGUGUUCAGCCAGAUUGGUCCAUGCAAAAGCUGCAAGAUGAUCAUGGAUACGGCAGGAAAUGAUCCAUACUGCUUUGUUGAAUUCUUUGAGCAUCGACACGCAGCUGCCUCCUUAGCUGCUAUGAAUGGACGGAAAAUAAUGGGCAAGGAGGUCAAAGUGAAUUGGGCCACCACCCCUAGCAGCCAGAAGAAGGAUGCAAAUAGUAGUUCCGUUGUCAGCACACUGCGUUCUCAAGACCAUUUCCAUGUCUUUGUUGGUGACUUGAGUCCAGAGAUAACAACAGAUGACAUAAAAGCAGCUUUUGGACCUUUUGGGAGAAUAUCUGAUGCACGAGUGGUGAAAGACAUGACAACUGGAAAAUCCAAGGGCUAUGGAUUUGUGUCCUUCUUCAAUAAGUGGGAUGCAGAAAAUGCAAUAGCACAGAUGGGUGGCCAGUGGCUUGGAGGUAGACAAAUCAGAACCAACUGGGCUACAAGAAAGCCCCCAGCUCCGAAGAGUACCUAUGAGUCGACUACUAAGCAGUUAUCAUAUGAUGAAGUGGUCAAUCAGUCAAGUCCCAGUAAUUGCACUGUGUACUGUGGAGGCGUGACAUCUGGAUUAACAGAACAACUUAUGCGGCAGACUUUUUCACCUUUUGGGCAAAUUAUGGAAGUUCGAGUCUUCCCUGAUAAAGGUUACUCUUUUGUACGGUUUAAUGCACAUGAGAGUGCAGCUCAUGCUAUAGUCAGUGUGAAUGGAACUACUAUCGAAGGGCAUGUAGUGAAGUGUUACUGGGGCAAAGAGACUCCUGACAUGCUGAACACCGUUCAGCAGGUAAGAGAGCAAAGCCAAAUUAGCUUCCCCCCACCUUAUGGCCAGUGGGGACAGUGGUAUGGAGGAGCCCAGCAGAUAGGCCAGUACAUGCCUAAUGGCUGGCAAGUGCCAACAUAUGGGGUCUAUGGACAGGCAUGGAAUCAACAGGGUUUUAGUCAAACUCCAUCAUCUGCAACAGCAUGGAUGGGACCAAAUUAUGGGGUGCAGGCUCCCCCUGGACAGAAUGGAACUCUGAUUACAAACCAAACGGGAUUUCGUAUGGCUGGAUACCAAACCCAAUGAGAGGAAGGACUCCCAGACAUGCCAGCAGUCUGUUGCUGGCCCAUUUGUUUACUUUGAUACCAUUAUGAAAUCACGUCAGUGCAGAUGUCAGAUACAGUAUAUUUAUUAAAACAACAAAAAAAAAAUCAAACCAUUUUUUAAAUCAUGAAACGUUCAUCCAUUUGGUUAAAAAUCCAAACCACACAAUACUAGAGAUGCUGGAUGUUUGCCAAUUUUUGCCUUCCUUUUUCAUUUUAAAUUUUUUUUUUUUUUUUUUUUUUAUAUAUGUAACUGUUGCUUAACCCUGUCUCUCUUGAAGAGAACAGCCAAGCCUUGCUUGCCAGAUCUUUUCGGCAGUAAAAGGGUUAAGUUCCUUUGAAAUAAUAAUAAAAAAAUACAAUGCAGGGAUCACUGCCACUUUGGCAGCAAAUUGCACAAAAAUGUCUUUUUUUUUUUUCCUCUUUUUUUUUUUUUUUUUUCCUUUCCACUGAAGUAGUGUGCAGUCUUAGAUUGCAUUCUUAGUAUGAUUUGAGAUGUAUUAUAAAGUUUAACUGUACAAAAGUUGUGAAGUUGUGUUUGUGGAGGUUUAGUUUUCCUGUUCUUCCUUUUCAAAACCUUCAGUAUGAAACACAUAAUUUCAUAUUCAGGUUAUACACACUGUUCAAAGUUCUUUAUGCCCAUUUUUUGCCUUUUUUCCUGACAUCAAUUUGUAUCAAAUCCCAAUGACUUUUUCUUUCUCUUUUCUUUUUUUUUUGCCUUGCGAAGGUAUUAAAAUAAUUUAGCACAACGAGGGCUCUCACUCUGAUCCCUCAUGUGUUAAAAGGGUUAAACUUAUCUUACAUCAGAAAAAAAUGUGACUUGAUCUGAGCCUGUACGUGAAACUAUUUCUCAGAAGAUUCUUCUUCCAUGUUUUCUCUUAUGUUUGCAAACUGCCGUUUGCUACUUUUUCCUGUCAAUUUCUCCUUCCCUUUUUUUUUUUUUUUUUUUUGUUCAAGAAGGUGCCUAGGAGAAAAAUCAUUGUUGGAUUUAUUUCUAAAGGUUUAUUAUCUUCUAUGAUCAAAAAAAAUACGAUGUGGUAAUGGGACGUUAUAAAAUCCCGUUUACUGAAAUUGCAAAAAUGUGAUAAAUUCUUAAUGAACCA